AUGAAAGUCACUCCUAAAAAACCUCAUUUCUUCAAACCCAUUUUGCCAGGUUUCAAGGAUAGUCUUAAAAUUCCUGUAGAUUUUUGGAAGUAUCUGAAGGGACACAAACAUAUGAAAAAUGCAAUACUGAGGAGCGCGGGUAAGAGGUGGGUGGUGAAGGUGAAGCGUGGAUGGCUGGAAGAUAACUGGAAAAUAUUUGUAGAGGAUGUUAAUCUUCAAUUGGGAGAUAUUUUAGUGUUUAGACAUGAAGGAGAUAUGGUGUUUGAUGUUUCCAUUUUCGAUUCGAGUCAUUGUGAGAUAGUAUCUAUAAGAAAAACACAACGCCAAGAAAUUUGA
Solanum pennellii is the source of this 336-nucleotide messenger RNA. Its product is annotated as B3 domain-containing protein REM5-like. Gene Ontology annotation, molecular function: DNA binding. The transcript has 2 exons. The record is from RefSeq and is a predicted model, not a curated record. Bases 1 to 336 code for a protein of 111 amino acids. Lineage: Eukaryota; Viridiplantae; Streptophyta; Magnoliopsida; Solanales; Solanaceae.